AUGGUCAAGGCGGCAGUAGAAGCACUCCUCAACGUCAAACACUGGGUCAAGGCGGCACGCUCGCGCAUUGUCCGCAUGGCAUCCGGCGAGGGCACUCCAGGAACUCGACUUGCGCCAAUGCAAUCUGGCACCAACGACACCAAAAUCGGUGGUCGUCUCGAUUUCGGCGACAGAUUCACCAAAGCCGACGGCAAGGAGUAUCGACGUCUCAAGUUUCAGCUCAACAAGAAAGCCGAUAACAAGACUGUGGCAGAGCUGGCGGGUCAGGAUUCUCACAAAGUCUGGGCCGAAGCAGACGUGCCCAUAGGCUCUGAUGCAGACGCAGACGAGGUGGUGGAGGAUGUGUUCGAUGCUCUGGAGACGGACCUGAAGAAGAAGCUGUGA
Messenger RNA from Cercospora beticola, 384 nucleotides. RefSeq lists its product as uncharacterized. Lineage: Eukaryota; Fungi; Ascomycota; Dothideomycetes; Mycosphaerellales; Mycosphaerellaceae. The record is from RefSeq and is a predicted model, not a curated record.